AUGACAGACGCUACCAAAGACCCAGCUGCGCCCCCUCUAGCAGCCUAUGCACUAUGGCUUGUCCCUACUGUACCCGAGCAGAGCGAGAAGUUCCAAAACCUGAUUACCGAUUUCGCAUCUCUCGAACAACCCUCACCAGUCUUCUCACCUCAUAUCACCCUCAUCCACCCGAUCCCACUAUCCACCAGACUACGCGAUAUCCAUGCGGGUGUUAGAGAUGCCAUCAAGGCUACUUCGUCCAAACACUCUCUACAAACACUUACGGUCGAUCUCAAUCCAGCUCAAAAGGGAGACAAGUACUAUCAAUCAGUCUUGGCUCCCGUCAAUCUCCCCAACGAAGCUCUCUCAAGCUUGCGAGAAGCAGUGGAAGAUGUAUUCGCCCUUAAAAACUUACCUGAAUACUUCCCUCAUCUAAGUUUGUUCUACGGUGGGGUCAGUCCCAAGAGGAGAGACGAAAUUGCGAAGAUUGCAAAUGAGAAAAUAGGAGAAUUAGGAAAGGUAGAAAUCGGGGAGAUCGCUAUCGUGAGCUGUGUAGGGACUGCUGAGAAGUGGGAGGUGGUUGGAAGAGAGAAAUUGAGUUGA
Molecule: messenger RNA, 582 nt
Organism: Kwoniella botswanensis
Lineage: Eukaryota; Fungi; Basidiomycota; Tremellomycetes; Tremellales; Cryptococcaceae
Exons: 2
Coding region: 1-582 (193 amino acids)
Biological process (GO): cyclic nucleotide metabolic process
Molecular function (GO): 2',3'-cyclic-nucleotide 3'-phosphodiesterase activity
Source: RefSeq, a predicted model, not a curated record